GACUGCACGAAAUAAACGGUCACUCCCACCUCGCUCUUCACUUCCAACACUCGCUUCUCAUCAAUCUCUUUAACACUACACGCUCCUCAAUAGAACCAACUGCAUAUUUGCCAAAAAUGCCCGCUAUGAAACGCAAGUCCGACGGCACUGCCGAAGUCGCUAGCAAGCGUUCAAGAACCAACCCACCUGCAUCAGCGCAAGUUCCAUACACCAAAGGUGAGCUUGAUGCCAUGUCCAAAGAAGAAAUUGUAGCGUAUGCACUCGAGUUACAAGGCCAACUCGCUUCAAUGCCAGGAAGAGUGGAGUUAUCCAAGGACGAGGUCCAGGAGAAGGCGCACAAAGCGGCAGUCAUGUUAAUCAAGGGAAUCGAGAAGUUGAUGACGUGGAAGCCGUCGUGCAAGACUGGCACAGCAAGAUUCACAUACGGGGCCUCCAUCCGGGACGAGGCUGUCUUCAAACGCAUGCUCAAGCUACCAGAGAGUCAUAAGAAGAAGAUGUUCAAGAUGCCCCUGCAUGAUUUCUACGACAACGUUGGCCAUCCCAGAGGGAAGGUUCGCUAUUCCAUUCUGCGCAUGUCAGGGAGCGACGUCAAUAUCAGGUGGGAUCCGGAAGAGUGCCACUUUAAGGUGUCUGGGACGUACGGCAACUAAGUAUGCACAAGACUUGAAAAAUGGUGGCGUAGACACGACCAUCAAAGGUGGCAGUGUAAGCUUGAUUGCGCACGUAGAGGGCUGAGAUAGGGAUCCAGCUAGCGAUGGUUGUACUUGCGCGAACGUAGAUGGUACGAAACCUCAGGCAAA
Molecule: messenger RNA, 800 nt
Organism: Westerdykella ornata
Lineage: Eukaryota; Fungi; Ascomycota; Dothideomycetes; Pleosporales; Sporormiaceae
Exons: 2
Coding region: 117-650 (177 amino acids)
Source: RefSeq, a predicted model, not a curated record